This is a messenger RNA of Symbiodinium pilosum, 1788 nucleotides long. Lineage: Eukaryota; Dinophyceae; Suessiales; Symbiodiniaceae. The record is from the annotation of a GenBank genome assembly.
AUGGCGUCAAACCACAGAGUCGUGGUGACCAAUCUGUCGGGAUGUGUGGCAAUGUCUGCGGACAUGGAUCCCACAUCCACCAUGCUGAUGGUGAAGCAGCGAAUCCAUGCGAGGACGGGCAUACGCCCAUUUCAGCAAGAGUUAGUUCUGGGAAGAGGCAGUGUGGAUGACGAUGAGGCACUGUCCAUGGCUCCGAAUCCUUGUGAGCUGAUGUUGCUGGUGCUGCCAGCGGAUGCUUCAUGGUCUCCAAGACUGAUAUCAGCUGCAUCUGAUGGUAACUUGGAUGAAGUGAAAAGAUCCUUAAGGAGUGGAGCUGACUUGGACUUUCGUGACGAGGAAACGGGUCUGACCGCGCUGAUGGUGGCCUCUUGCCGCGGCCAUGCUUCGGUGGUGCGCUGUCUGUACGACGCCCGGGGAGAUCUGGAAGCCUUAGGGCCAGACGGCUCAGCGCCACUUUUGUUUGCUUCCUAUGGUGGUCAACUGGAAGCGGUGCAGCUUCUAUGUGAAUUGCAGGCCGACCUGGAGACAAGAAACUCCAACGGUGCAACCCCAGUCAUGCACGCUGCCCAGGAAGGCCACAUUGACGUCCUUCGCCAAUUGUGUAGCCACAAAGCAAGCGUAAAUAGCCAAAGGGUCGAUGGCGCCACAGCUCUCAGCAUUGCGGCCGCGCAAGGCCAUGCGGACAUUGUCGAAUGCUUAUGUGCUUCACAUGCUGAUAUCAACGCUGCGGCAGGGCAGGGCGUCACACCUCUGUUACUGGCGUGUCGAGAUGGUCAUACGACCACCGCACAGGUGUUGAUAGAAGCAGGAGCUGAUUUGGACUUGGCCAUGCAGAAUGGAGUGACGCCACUUGCCAUUGCUGCUCAUCAAGGCCAUGCUGAUAUUGUGCAGCAUCUCUGCGUGCAUCGCGUGGACUGUCACGCAGCACAAUCAAAGGGCAAAACACCUCUCUUGCUAGCCGCAGAGGCUGGCCAUGCAGAGGUCGCACAGCGCUUGUGCGAGGCCAACUGUGACCCUGACUUUGCAGGGGACGGAGUGCACGAGACUCCCUUGGAUGUCGCUGAGCGAUGCGGGCACUUACAAGUUGCCUUCGCCUUGCUCGCAGCCGGUGCCAACCGCCGCAGUUGCCGCAGCACCUGCCAAACCUUGGACACUCAACUGCUGCUGGCUGCAAGCACUGGUGACUUUGACACGCUAGACGCGCUAUGCCAACACUCUGCAAACGUUGAUGCCUACGAUAAAGAUGGAAUGACUGCUCUGUGCUUUGCAUCUCAAUCUGGCCACCUGAGCAUAGCGAGCUGCCUGCUCAGAGCUGCUGCAGACAUUGACCAGCCAAGGCACGAUGGUGCCACGCCUCUAUGCAUUGCUGCCCAUCAGAAUCAGCUCGACAUGGUAGAUCUUCUCCUUGCCGAAGGUGCACAUAGGGAUGCGGUCAUGAGCGGCGGGGUCACGCCCUUGCUACUGGCCUGCCGUGAGGGUCACGUGGGCGUUGCAGAAAGCCUAUGCAACAGUAACGCUGAGCCGAACCGAGCGAUGCACAACGGCCUGUCACCUCUUUGUGUUGCGGCGAGUCGGGGACACAUAGACCUCGUCCGUCUGCUUUGCCUGGCUGGGGCUGAUUUGAGUCAAACUGCACAGAAUGGUUUUGGGCCAGCAGACUUUGCUGAGCAGUGCGGGCACCUGGAAAUUAUGAGAUGCCUGCAAGAGAAGUGCAGCGAGAUUACAAAGAGCGUUUCUCGUUCGUGUUUAUGGGAACCUGCCUGUAAUGCAGUGGAAAUAUUUACUUAG